AUGAUCAACUACUGCACAAAAAUUACUGCUAUUAUGCCCGUCUCGUUGGCCACGUACGGUUGCGACCAAUCAGCCGCAUUAUGCAAGAUUAAUGGCUGCUACGACAACCAAAACGGCGGGUUGACGUGCUGCUGCAGUACUGACCUCUGUAAUGCCUCGAAUCGUUACCUACAUGGAUCUCUUCUCAUCGUCUUCUCAAUUUUAUACCUCUCAUUU
Molecule: messenger RNA, 216 nt
Organism: Ostertagia ostertagi
Lineage: Eukaryota; Metazoa; Nematoda; Chromadorea; Rhabditida; Trichostrongylidae
Source: the annotation of a GenBank genome assembly